Molecule: messenger RNA, 411 nt
Organism: Hemisphaericaspora subhashii
Lineage: Eukaryota; Fungi; Ascomycota; Pichiomycetes; Serinales; Debaryomycetaceae
Exons: 1
Coding region: 1-411 (136 amino acids)
Biological process (GO): double-strand break repair via homologous recombination; meiotic DNA recombinase assembly involved in reciprocal meiotic recombination; meiotic joint molecule formation
Cellular component (GO): Swi5-Swi2 complex; Swi5-Sfr1 complex
Source: RefSeq, a predicted model, not a curated record
AUGACCAAGAGAAGCAGACGCUUAAUAUCUUCAAGGGAUACUUCAUCUUCGUCAUCCUCAACCACUCCUAACACCACCUUUGAAUCGGUCAACACCAGUAUCGAAGUCCAAGGCAUACCACCAGCUGAUUUAGUUACAAUCCUCCCAAAGGAAGACACUGCCAACUCUAGACUAACAGAAAAGGAAAAGAAAUUAAGCGAACUUAUAACUCAUUGUUCUCAAUUAAGUUCCCAAUUAGAGGGUCAAGAUGAGCCAGAAGUGAUUAUUAAAAGACAUAUUAAACAACUAAACAAGUAUAAUGAAUUGAAAGAUUUGGCUUUGGAUCUAAUUGGUAAGAUUGCUGAUCUGAGACAAGUUAGGAUCAGUGAGAUCUUUAAGGAAAUGGGGGUUGACGCUAAUGAUGAUGACUAG